Vigna unguiculata (cowpea) is the source of this 790-nucleotide messenger RNA. RefSeq lists its product as uncharacterized. Lineage: Eukaryota; Viridiplantae; Streptophyta; Magnoliopsida; Fabales; Fabaceae. The record is from RefSeq and is a predicted model, not a curated record.
AUAAGCGCGCUGUGUUUCUUGAAAGAUGAUUGAAGAAGAAAGCAUAGUGCAUAUAAACGAAAGAAGGAGAGAAAAAGAAUCACAGCGCUGAUAAAAUAGAAAAGAAGGAAAAAAAAAUUGAUGCCAGAAAAUAGCAUGGAGUUUCAAGGUUUCGCUACAGUGGAUGAAGUCAUGGCACUUCUUCAACAAGAGUGGACUCAAGAGAUUCCAUUACACAAUGGUUUCCCAAUUCAAACUCCACCCAUGUUGACACCAAAGAUUGAGGUCUCAGCUUUGACGCAGAAGAAGAAGAAGAAUAGCUGCAGAAGAUGGAGAGGAGAAGAACACAGGUUGUUUCUUUCUGGGCUUGAGAAGUAUGGAAGAGGAGACUGGAAAAACAUUUCAAGAAUGGUUAAAACGAGGAGCGCCACUCAGGUUGCCAGCCAUGCCCAGAAAUAUUUUAUUCACUUGGCCUCAGACAAAAGAAGUAAAAGAAGAAGUAUCCACGACGUAACAUGAUGAGAUAUAUGUUGUUUAAGACAAGAGAAGGAAUUGUCUGAGAUUUUGUUCUUGAAUGUAGACAUUUAUAUGCAAUGAGAGUGGCUUAUCUGGUAUUGUUAGAUACGAUUCUGGGUUUAUAUGCAAUGAGUUAAAGAUUAUUGUCCUUAUUCUCAAAUAAAGGAUUCUACUUUAACAAGAAUUAUAUUCUUCUAUGAAGAAGAUAGGUAGUAGUAGGAGAAGAGAAAUGGAAUGUGUCACUGUUACGAUAUGUAGUGAAAGCUUUCACAAUUGGCAUCGGUUAUUUAGAAAA